AUGGGAGGAGUUGACCAUGAACGAAUCCAGGCUGUUGGUCCAGACAGAGCAGCUUCAGAGUGGCUCCUUCGGUGUGGCGCGUCGGUGCGCUACCAUGGCUAUGACAAAUGGCAACAAGAUUAUAAUACACUGCCUAUGGGGCCGCUGGAGAAAUAUAAGAUCCAAGCCAUCAAUGCCACCGAAUCUUGCAUCAUGAACAAGGGAUUUGAAUAUUUUGAUGGUCUAAAGCAUCUUGAAGAAAUAAAGUUUUGCAAGUGCAUAUACAUUGAGGAUGCAUGCUUACAACGGAUUAGUGAGACUCCAAGCCUGCAGAAAAGCCUGCUGCGUUUGUUUCUCAUUUCUUGUGGGAAUGUUACAGACAAAGGCAUCAUUGCAUUGCAUAAGCUCAGCAACCUGGAAUAUUUGCUCCUGAGAGACCUGCCAGGGAUCCAAGAGAAGGAAAGAACUAUUCAGUCCCUUAAGAAAUCAAUGCCGGCACUUGAGCUGGAAUUAGACUUGGAAUGA
Molecule: messenger RNA, 504 nt
Organism: Notechis scutatus (mainland tiger snake)
Lineage: Eukaryota; Metazoa; Chordata; Lepidosauria; Squamata; Elapidae
Source: RefSeq, a predicted model, not a curated record